AUCCUAGUUCCUUCACUGUCCGUGUAACCUUGGCAAAUUGUGUUCCUCCACUACGCCUCAUUUCUCACAUCUGUGAAGCACAAAUAGUCAAACAUUCCUGGUGGAAAUGGGUGAAGGGAAAUAAGAGCUCAAGAGAGUGUUGCUCCCCGAGGUCCCUACUUCUGGGAUACUGAUCAUGGGAGGCUACUCCUGAGUUAAGGGGCAUUGUUUAGAUAUUAUUUAGAUUUUUUUAGGGGGUGUGCCGGGGAUUGAACACAGGGGCACUUGACCACUGAGCCACAUCCCCAGCCCUAUUUUGUAUUUUAUUUAGAGACAGAGUCUCACUGAGUUGCUUAGCACCUUGCUUUUGCUGAGGCUGGCUUUGAACUUGUGAUCCCUGAGCUGCUGGGAUUACAGACAUAUGCCACCAUGCCCGGCUAGAUGGAGAACUUUAAGGGACACUAAUAAUAAUAUGCCUGGACAAUAGGCAUGACAGCCAGGCAAGACAGUGUGUGUGGGCUCCCAUUCAGGGCAGCAGGCUGGACAGGGCAGGGCCCUGCAGUCCCAGGAGAGAGCAAGACCCAGAGGUAAGAAGACUGAGCCAACAGUUGUUAUCAGCUCCACUGCCCCAGCCCUGGCCUGGGGCAAUCAUCCUGGCCCCUUCCCACUUCCCCAAAAGCCCAGCAUAAAGGCUGCUUGUGGGGCGCAGCCUCCAGAGGCACUGAACUUGGAGGAGCCAGAAGGGGCUGUGCUAGACACACAGACUGCCUCGAGGAGGAAGGCGGAGUUGUGUCCGGCUACGAGACUGAGUAGAUAUGAAACACCCCCUGCACCUAGCCCUUCUCCUGCUGGGGACAGUUUCUGCUCUUUAUCUGGAGAAUGAUGCCCCCCAUCUGGAGAGCCUAAAGACAGAGACAGACCUGGAUCAGGAUCCAGAUGGCUCAGGGGAGCAGGAGGGAGAGUUGGCCCUGACUGAAGAGGGGAUUCAAGUAGAGGGCGAUGAGGUCAAGACUUCAGGGUAUCAAGAAGCCUUUGAAGAUGAGGAGGCUGUGGAGUCAGGCCCACCUCCUUUAGAGCAGAACUUGCUAUGCCCCAGGGAAGAGGAUAUUGUUCAAAUUCAGGGAGAUUCUGGGUGCAAAACCUGUCGCUAUCUGCUGGUACAAACUCCAAAGACAUUUUCUCAAGCUCAGAAUGUCUGCAGGAGAUGCUACCAAGGCAACCUUGUCUCCAUUCACAACUACAAUUUCAACUAUCAUGUUCAUUGUUUGGCCAGUAAGAUAAACCAGGCCCAGAUCUGGAUUGGAGGCGUCCUCAGGGGCUGGUUCCUGUGGAAGAAGUUUUGCUGGACUGAUGGAAGCUCCUGGAAUUUUGCAUAUUGGGCUUCAGGGCAACCUGGGUGUUCAGGAGGCCACUGUGUGACCCUAUGUACUGGAGAUGGCCACUGGCGACGAGCUCCGUGCCAUAGACAGCUGCCCUUCGUCUGCUCCUUCUGAGCCAAUGGCGCGGUGAACCAGCCUUGGAGCCUCAGGCCUCUGGCUGCCACUGCCCCGCUCUCGGCCCUGGACUCUGCCCCCAGCCUCUCCUGGCCAUAAAUCCACACUUCUCACAGCA
This is a messenger RNA of Marmota monax (woodchuck), 1590 nucleotides long. RefSeq names its product proteoglycan 3, pro eosinophil major basic protein 2 (gene Prg3). Gene Ontology annotation, biological process: immune response. The record is from RefSeq and is a predicted model, not a curated record. Lineage: Eukaryota; Metazoa; Chordata; Mammalia; Rodentia; Sciuridae. Bases 795 to 1472 code for a protein of 225 amino acids. Gene Ontology annotation, molecular function: signaling receptor activity. The transcript has 6 exons.